Messenger RNA from Aspergillus puulaauensis, 918 nucleotides. RefSeq lists its product as uncharacterized. The record is from RefSeq and is a predicted model, not a curated record. Bases 1 to 918 code for a protein of 305 amino acids. Lineage: Eukaryota; Fungi; Ascomycota; Eurotiomycetes; Eurotiales; Aspergillaceae. The transcript has a single exon.
AUGGCCGACACUCUCAUAGAACCAUUGUCGAGAGUACGCUUCACGGAUCCAGCGCCGGACGCUGAUCUCAGCCUUCGUUACCUUCGAAACAUAAAAGGCACCGCGUAUGAUUCGGAUGAGGAAGAUGAUGAUGAAGAAGAAUACCCGUUGCCGCAGGAGCCAUUUCGUUUCUUUGAUCUACCCGCCGAAAUCCGUCUUCGUAUCUAUGACUUUGCCCUGUUUACGCCUCCGCGUCGGAACAGAAAAUCAAACGGCAGCGUUGGGGCGUCGUCGAAAAAUCCAAUGCGGUCCCCUCUAUCGCACCGUAUCGCCCUAUUUCUUACCUCGAGACAGAUGCACAAUGAAGCAACUGAUUUCUUCUACUCAACGCAAGCAUUUCGUGUCUUCCACAUCCAAGAUUACGCUCGGAUGCCUACUAUUAGGGGUAUCCCAAGCAAAUAUCGUGCCUCUAUCGGCACUAUCGAGUUGAUCCUCGGAUCGAGCUGGACGGCACCACCUCGCUCGUGGAAGGUCACCCGCCACUUGGGAUUGGAGGAAAUGACCCGCCUUCGACUGCUGAAGGUGUUCAUCGAGUGUGACCCGUCUCAUCCAGUAUUCCACGGCUUUCGUAUUUCGAAUAACUUCUAUUCGGAUUUUGCAGGCGGCUUGCUGCAGGAGAUACUCGGAAGACUGCCGAAUUUGGAAUAUGUCGAAUUUGAUGGAAAUCCAUCUGUCAUUAAGACAGGAGCGUUGAUGCAGCGACUGCUGCAAGAGACAAGAGAAGCGGGUAAAAAGGUCGUAUGGGGCCCCCAACGAAGAUGGACUGAUUAUGAUAAGGAAGAUAUGGUUGUCGAUAGGACUUUCUACCAGCUGAAAAGCAGCAAACCUCGGGUGACUGGUGUCGUUGAGAACUCUUCCCUAGUCGAAGAGGUUAUGUAA